AUGUCGAAACUCUCUCUACAGAAUGCGAUGUUAUCAUAUGAACAAUUAGCGUUGACACCUUCCAGGAAAGACGCCAUUCCUGAAGAGCUCGAAGACGAAUUGCGUCGAUUAGGGUGCCAUUUCAUUCAGUCUGCCGGUAUUCUGCUUAAACUACCCCAAGUUGCAAUGGCAACAGCACAAGUAUUAUUCCAACGGUUUUACUACGUCGCGUCGAUGAUGGCCUUUAGUAUUCGGGACGUAGGGAUGGGCGCAUUAUUUCUCGCAGCCAAAGUCCAAGAAUCUCCCCGUAAAAUACGUGAUCUGAUAAACGUAUAUCACUGGUUGAUAUCAAAAUAUCAAAACACGGUUUAUGAACCGAUGGAAUAUUUUGGAACGGAAUUCUAUGCAAUGAAGAAUGCGUUAGUGAUCGCAGAGAUGCAGAUUCUCAAGCGGCUCGGAUUCAACGUUCACGUACAGCUGCCAUAUGGCUUAAUGGUAAAUUAUCUGAAGGUGCUCGAGCUCACAGAACACGAAAAGAUACCACAACUAGCGUGGGGUUAUCUAAAUGAUUCUCUACGUACAAGCAUAUAUGUAUGUUAUCAACCUCCGACCAUCGCGUGCGCGGUAAUAUAUCUCGCAGCACGUAUUUGCGGUGUGAAAUUACCAACCCAACCUCCUUGGUGGGAGUUGUUUGAAGCAGAAUUGGAAGAUAUCCUUUAA
Molecule: messenger RNA, 699 nt
Organism: Paraglomus occultum
Lineage: Eukaryota; Fungi; Glomeromycota; Glomeromycetes; Paraglomerales; Paraglomeraceae
Source: the annotation of a GenBank genome assembly